Corythoichthys intestinalis (scribbled pipefish) is the source of this 2632-nucleotide messenger RNA. Its product is annotated as CCN family member 1. Lineage: Eukaryota; Metazoa; Chordata; Actinopteri; Syngnathiformes; Syngnathidae. The transcript has 5 exons. Gene Ontology annotation, cellular component: extracellular region; extracellular matrix. Gene Ontology annotation, molecular function: heparin binding; integrin binding. Bases 159 to 1349 code for a protein of 396 amino acids. Gene Ontology annotation, biological process: signal transduction; cell adhesion. The record is from RefSeq and is a predicted model, not a curated record.
UCGAUGACAUUAAACAAGUGAUGGAGGACGUUUCGUGAACUUUAAGUGAAUUGGAUGUAAUCUUUUGUGCACAAACUCUAUUGUUGGUGGAGCGGAAGAGGAUUAAUUCUUCUCCAACAAGUCACGCUUCUUGUCGUCUAUGUGAAUCAGCUGACAGCAUGGGGAGACUGCUUGUACUUGCUGUCAUGCAAGCGGUGACAGUCACUUUGGUGACUGCAGAGUGUCCGGUGGUGUGCGAGUGUCCGGCCGCGCCGCCAUCCUGCCCCCCAGGAGUCAGCUCUGUGCCAGAUGGAUGCGGCUGCUGUAAAGUGUGUGCGGCGCAGCUGAACCAGGACUGCCACGAAGGACAGCCCUGUGACCACCAUAAAGGCCUAGAGUGCAACUACGGCAAUGAUGUCGGCCGUACCCACGGCAUCUGCAGGGCAAAGGCAGAGGGCCGCUCCUGUGAAUACAACGGGCGAAUCUACCAAAACGGCGAGAAUUUUCGAGCCGGCUGCAAACACCAGUGUACCUGCAUAGACGGGGCAGUGGGUUGCGUGCCUCUUUGCCCUAGCCACGUGCCCUUGGCUUCACCUUCCUGUCCGGCUCCGCAACUGGUGAAGGUGCCAGGCCAGUGCUGCCUCAGCAUCGACUGCCACAAGGGAACGACCAUCAUGCCACCCGUGCACCAUCGACCUCAACCUCCGAGUUACCCGCCGUACCCCUUCCUUCCCUACCCCGUUUACCCUUACAUGAAGCCGUACACGAAACCUUACCAGAAGCUGUACCCCUACAAACCCAAAAAUGAGAUGGACACUCUGGGAAACGAGCUUGUGGAGGUGGGGCGCAAAUGGGACAAGCCUCGUGGCCACAAGCACCUGGCGGCGUGGAGGCAGUUGGGAGAUCAGUGCAUGGUCCAGACUACUUCUUGGUCACAAUGUUCUCGCAGCUGUGGGAUGGGCAUUUCCUCUCGCGUUACCAAUGACAACGCUCGCUGUAAACUGGUCAAGGAGACCCGACUGUGCAACAUACGGCCCUGCAGCUCUGUGUCUAUGCCAGCCAAGAAAGGAAGGAAGUGCUCCCGUACCCACAAAGCCCCCGAACCCCACCGCCUGUCCUACGCCGGCUGCAGGAGCACUCGCCUGUACAGGCCUAACUACUGUGGUGUAUGCAGAGACGGCCGCUGCUGCUCACCCCGUCGCACACGCACCGCCAGCGUCACUUUUGCCUGCCCCGACGGCGAACGCUUCACCAGAUCCGUGAUGUUCAUUCAGUCGUGCAAGUGCAGCGACGAAUGCAAUCACCUCAACGAGGCGGCCAUGCCCCCGCAGCUCUGGCUCUACGGAGACACACACAAGUUCAUUGACUAGCUACACAAAGCCUACAUUCCCAUAAACAACGAAAACAACAUUGAACAUGGAACAUUGAAACCCCCACACCACGCAGUCUGCAUUUAAGAGGGUUAAAAGGCACUCCCUAUUUCAGAGUACUUGUCAAUAUAUAUAUGUAUAUUUUUUUUUUCAUUUUCAUUGUUUGUCUGUACUCAAUCUAAUGAUAUUUCUCUUUUUUUUGCUUGUGUUCAACAACCUUAAUUGAGUCAAGACAUAUUUUACAUUAGAACAAUGGCUUUCAAAAGUGUGGUGCGAAAAUCUCACUCUAGUACACAGAUGUCAAAGUCGAGGCUCAGGGUCCAGAUCCGGGCCACACUCAUUUUAUGUGGCCCACGGAAGCAAAUCAUGUGCAACAACUUCAUAUUUCUUGCUCUGAUAUAAAAGUUUAAGAUUGUAACCCUUAAACUUCUAUAAAUCUUAACUUUUUGUUACCAGUCUUUCAAUUGUUUCUGAUUUAAAAACAGCUAUCGUUGAGUUUGUCCCGUACGUAUACUGUACGUAAUGAUGUGAGGUGAGCAUACAUUUACGUUUUCGCAGUCAUAAGGGCCCUCUGAACUAUAAAUACGAUGCGGCACAUGACAAAAAUGUGUUUGACACCCUUGCUUUAGUAAUAUGCAAAAGCUAGACUAAAUUCAAUUACAUUUUUUAAAUUAAUUUUUUUUUUAUCCACCAGUGUAUGAACCAAUUGUAGUUCAGUUGUAAUCAACUUAAACUACAAAAGAUUCUUAUUUGUUUAAAAACACCCCCCCCCCAAAUAUUUAGGAUUAACUUUUAAGUGUAAUGCCUUUUAACUCAAUCUUUAAGUGGAUUUCCAUUUUUUUCUUUAAAACAAGUGCAGUGCUAAUGCUCAAAAGAAAACCUUUGUCUUUAUUCUUAAAUAUUUAGCGUAUAAAUUUAUUUUAACUCAUUGCCUGCCAGUGAUGUUGAUACACUACAAAUUCAUUUUGACGGGGGGGCUGGCAGCACUCAAUUAAAAAAUUUUAUCCUCAUAAAGACCUGGCAUUUCAAUGAUUGACCUACAUAGGGUUAAACAUUUUAUAGAUAAUUAUUAUUAAUUUAGCUUUCUUAAACACAUUAAUUGUAGAAAACAGGUCUAUGCCAGUGACAUAGUGACCAGAAUUAACAAUUAUUGCUCUUCCACUAGACAGCAGAAAGUACAGAAAAUUUACACUGAAUGAGCAAAUCUGUUAAUCAAACUUUUUAUGACUGUUUGGUGCCGUCAAGUGUCCAUGUAAAAUGUCUUGGCUCAGUAAAGGUUAAAA